AUGAGUGACAACGAGCAUGACGACAGGAGAGACGACAGGCCCGACGAUAAAGACAAACAGUGUAUAGCAUGCGGAUGGCCUCUGGUCUCCUAUUGCUACAAUAGCCAUGUGAGGCUCAUAUACAGCGGCGAUGAUCGUGGGGUGUGGAAGAUCGGGACCGAUAUGGUGCUGAAAGAACGCGGGCCCGAAGAAGGACUUCGGUCCGAGAGGGAAAUCGCGAAGCUUCUGGUCCAAUGUCCCGAGAUCCCUGCUCCCAAGCUCCUGCAUGACUGGGUCGACAGAAGGGGGAGAUACUUCAUCCUAGAAGAACAGGUACAGGGAGAACCCCUCCAUAAGGUUUGGUCUAAGCUGUCAGCUGGCCAAAAGACAGCGAUCGCAGACCAAGUGGUCCAAGCCUGCCAGAAGCUUCGCACCUUCACUUCCCAGUCAAUUGAGUCGGUGAAUGGAGGGCCUUGCUACCCGCCCUUCAUCCAUGGCUCCAGAAGCAGGACUCAGGGCCCGUUUCAUUCCGACCUAGAUUUCCAAACGGCAGUUAGCGGUGGUUUUCGGGGUCCACUGAACAGAGGACCCCCGAGGGAAGCCGUGGAAAGACUGAUGGAGCGAAUGCCCGCCUCAAAACCAUACGUCUUGUCACACAGUGACCUCCAUCAGGCCAACAUCAUAGUCAAGAACGGGAGCCUCUCGGGGAUCAUCGAUUGGGAGUACGCUGGUUAUUACCCAAUCUGGUAUGAGUAUAUUCGAGCCGCUCGUGGAGGUUUCAACAAGGAUGAUCGGGAUUGGAAAGCCCUACUACGAGAGCGAUUUGAGGCACACGGCGAGGGACAUCCUAAUGCGUUGCAAUGGUGGGAUGACUACCUCGCGUUGAAAGAAUACCCAAUACUAGGUCCUUGGGGCCGAGAGCUGUUGUAUCAACUAUUAGCUCCAAGUGCUUAUCGUUCUGUUCGGUCCGUUCGUUCUAAAUCAUUGUGA
Molecule: messenger RNA, 969 nt
Organism: Aspergillus homomorphus CBS 101889
Lineage: Eukaryota; Fungi; Ascomycota; Eurotiomycetes; Eurotiales; Aspergillaceae
Product: aminoglycoside phosphotransferase family protein
Exons: 2
Coding region: 1-969 (322 amino acids)
Source: RefSeq, a predicted model, not a curated record